GACGUCAAUAUCUGAUCAUAACAUAAUAACACGGAUGAUAUUGCACGGGGACAGUAAUGACGGAAGAUUAAUUAGGUUAUAUCCUUUGUCUCACAAUAGCGUAACGUUACAGGAACUAGAAACUAACACAUUGGCGGAGUCAUACUUAUCUGAAACUAACGUCAUGAAACAAUAUUAACCCAAACUAAACGCUUUUGGAGCCAUUAAGUGAGUUUAUGGCCGCAUUCUGAACUUCACGACAAGACACAACGACAGAUAAUCAUGUUCAGUUUCCUCGGACUCCGUAAAGACUCAAAGAAGUCAACAGCUGAGAAGGAAGCUGAUGGAGGCUUUGUUAUCGUUGGAGAAACUGUUGAGGAGCAGAGACGGAAGAUGCAGUCCAUGAACAUCGCACAGCGUUCAACAAACGUCAUUGUGCAACCGUCAAAGUCAUCCUGUCCAACUCCAGCUCAACCCAUGGACACAAAUCUCCCUACAGCUUCACCUACCACAGCAUUGAUAGCUGGGCCCAGCUCAGCAGUGGAGGCUGCUUCCACUCUCCCAGACCUCCUUGGGGAUGUCCCCUUCACUUUGGCACCUCAUGUCCAGGCUAUGCAGGCAGGGUUCCCCCUCAUCCCUGAUGUGCUGCUGUCCCGGGACAUGAACUACAACCUGGCCAAUUUUCAGUAUGACUUCACUUUAGAGAACUCUGUGCUCCAUAACGCAUAGUCUGUUUAGAGUCUAAUAUCAGGACUGUCAUCAUGAGUUCACUCUGUGGGGAACUUGGCUGAUAGAUUGCUCUAUUGGAACCUAUUCUUGGGUUAUGUCAGAGGUUCCAGCCUUACAACAUACUGAGCAGGCACAUCUGAUUUUGUAGUUACUGUAAGAAUAAAUAAACAAAUUAAAAUGACAUAAAACUUAAGAUAUGUUUUAAGAAAAUGCAGAACCAUUAAAUUUCUGUAGAUAACUCCUUGUUCAUUUUCUAAUUUCAAAUUAGAGCUAUUGAAAACAAAUGAAAUUACGUUGGAAAGCAUGAAAAUCUCAUUGGACAUACAACUGAUGACCAUGAGAAGUUCCAACUUUAUAGUGUAAUAGAAACUGAAUAGACUUCUUUGUUACAAUGCUCUCAAUGUGUACACAGUCAGGGCACCUGCUGUUCACUUUCAUUACAGAGCCUGUUUAUGAUUGGUUAAGACAUCAUGACUGUCAAGUCCUUAGGCACAUUAGAAAUACAGUACAGUUAUAAUGAUGUUGAACAGUCAACAGUUAAAAGACUAAUUUUGGUUUAUUACUGUUCAUAUCAGUAAAACUCCCUAAUUUUACCCCUCUCUUUUGUUGCCUCUUCCAAAUAAGUUUGACUGAUUUAAGUAUUUGUUAACAACCUGUCUGAUCACAUGACCACUAGAGUUUUGCCACCUGACUGGAAGUCAAUGGGCCCCGACAAAGAAUCAGGUUUCAAAUUUGAGCAAAGCCUCAAACGUGGGUCGGGUUUGGUUUUGGCUGUUUUCCAGUGUAAUUUCUAAGAAAUUUCUCUUUCUGACUGUGCCAAUUGUCUGAGUCCAUGCACGUCAUGAUUUGCUAAAAGAUAAACAAUAUCCACUGAGAAGAGGGUAAAAGGAAACAUAGCCUCAGGUCUCAGGUUGGGUCUGGGCCUCAAAAUGGCAGUAGCUGUCUGGUUCAGACAUGUUGGGUCUUAAAGACACGGGUACACGCCAGGUUCAGGUCUCAGUUUUGGGUCUGUGCAGAACUCUGCUGACUGCUCGUCAGAUCACAGCAACUAACUUGGAGAGUACAAUUCUAUUAUUAAAGAUACAAAUGACAGCCGAAACCACAAAAGUGAGACCCAAGUUGUAAUAAACUGUAAUCAUCCUUUAAGUGAAGAUUGAUAUAUUAUUGCUUAGGCUUCCAUAGUCCCUGUGUGAACUAUCUACUGUUUAGAAUAGGGUGUCAUUUCAAAUGGUACCAAAGACUUUUUCAGGUCAUUUGAGGAUGUGACACAUAGAUGAUAAAGCAAUAACUUCAAGUUUAGAACUUGGACAAUAAAAUGCCUACCUCCCAGUGAGUUAAACCCAAGUCUUCAAUAGAAUCAUUGAAUGGAAAGUACUAAUUCAUGUCUGGUCUGGUAUGAACUGCAAUAGUGAAAAUGUACAUUAAGGGCUACAGCUCUUAUGAAUUUAAUAUGAUGCCAUUUGUAUAUUUAACUUUAUCUGUAGCAAAAACACUUUUUGUUGCAAUUAAUAUUUCGUCUAUUUUAUAACUGUUAUUCCCUACUAAUCAUCACCAUGUUUAAAUUUUACUCCCUGAAUGUGGCCUUCCUUUUGAUCCAGCAUCAGCACAUUUUUCUGCCAGCAUCAGUUUAUUUUUGUUAUUUAGUCUCUCCAUUAGUCUUUGCUUUCUUGUGUUAAUGUCAUACAUUUUCAAUAGAGUCCUUGUUUUCUUGCUUGGUAUGGUUUGUGCACUUUUUACCUCUAUAGAAAUUAUUUUAAAGCAUGACAGCAUGUAUUGCACACAAUGUAUACCUAAGAGGUUAAGCUGUAUGGUUACUUUUUAUGUUUAACAUUACUGUAAAAGAGAUAGAACAAGAGUCCUAUCUCUUUUCACUGGUUGAAGAGUGAUGCAGUAUUCCACAUAAUGUGAAGUCGCUUCCCAAGUGUUUGGGAUUCACCUUACACAAACUGCACAGCAUUAACUUCAUCAGUACAACAACAGAAUAAUGUAAUACUACUCCAAAUCUCUCUUCUAUAACAGAAAUACAGUUUUAAUUUACUACUUAUUUCCAGUUGCUUUUACUUUGCCAUUUUUGCAAUCGUUGUCAAUGAAAAUCAACACUUCCUGCACAGGUAUUUCACAUUUAAAGUCUUCCAGUCUUCUCUCUUCUGGUAGGCUUUAAAUUUGGACAAAUAUUCAGGAAGUGUUGUGUCAUUGACUGUAGCUUAGCUUAUUUGGAAGCUAUUGGAAAUAAUUACUGAAUCAAACGAGUAUCUCUGUUGGAAAGAGAAACAGAAAGCAGCAGAGUGGUGAGUAUGAUAUGACUGUUGUUGUACCGAUGGAUUUAGUGCUGUGGGAUAAUUAUGCUGAAUUUACUGCUAUUAUAGUACAGGUACACCUCCACUAUGUUAUUUUACCUUGCUAUUAUUUGAGACAUGGUCAUUACAUGAAUACUGGCUUUUAUAUGAAAAUUUACAGUAGUUACAUUAACCAAGUUACAAUCUCUUGUAUUUUAUCGCUGUAAAAUAUACAGGGGAUUUCACUAUUCAUUCAUCUGUAGGUCUUGUUUUAAGUGGUUUUCUUACAAUGACGUGCUUAUCCUGGUUUGAAGUAUAUUCUCAACAGUUGGCUGGAUUUGUCUUUCACCUUCAACAAGGGUGUUUUCUUUUGAGGUUCUUUGUAAGAAUGAUCUUUUUAAUAAACAUAGAAAUUUUGCUGAA
This is a messenger RNA of Thunnus maccoyii (southern bluefin tuna), 3407 nucleotides long. It is a transcript of the gene umad1, whose product is annotated as UBAP1-MVB12-associated (UMA) domain containing 1. The coding region runs from base 262 to 708 and encodes 148 amino acids. The record is from RefSeq and is a predicted model, not a curated record. The transcript has 4 exons. Lineage: Eukaryota; Metazoa; Chordata; Actinopteri; Scombriformes; Scombridae.